This is a messenger RNA of Chaetomium globosum CBS 148.51, 1077 nucleotides long. RefSeq lists its product as uncharacterized. The transcript has 2 exons. The record is from RefSeq and is a predicted model, not a curated record. Bases 1 to 1077 code for a protein of 358 amino acids. Lineage: Eukaryota; Fungi; Ascomycota; Sordariomycetes; Sordariales; Chaetomiaceae.
AUGAUGGAAUUCACUGAGGCGCCCGUGCUGAACAUAUCUCUCGACUUCGGGAACGACGCCGAAUUCGAGUUUAACAACCUCGGGGCUGGAUGGCCAUUAGGCAGCGCCAGCGGCUCCUCGUGUGCCUCGUCAAGCUUCGGCCCUCAUACGCCAACCUCUGGCCGCUCGAGUCCGCACUACUCCGGCUCCUUUGACUUCGGUUCUUCGUUUGCGUCCUCUACCGGCGUCGUCCCCUUCGAUCACUCUCCGCCUUCUUCUGCCACGUCGACCUACUUUCCGAUGACGCCCAAAACCAGCAACGUCUCCAGCUUCGUCUAUCCCGUCUUCCCUACCACGCCUUCACGGGGACAGCUCGUUUUCUCUUGUGAUCCGCUCAGCAGUUACGCUGUUCAGUUGACUCCCUCGCAAAACAUGGACUGCAGCUUCCCCGUGAACCAUCUCGAUUCCCACCCCUACAUGGACGCCCCACCCGCUUUGGGGCGGUAUGACCACCUCUCUAUGGGGGCGUCUCAUUGGGCGUAUCCGGACAGUCCCAUCAGCUUUGACCAACAACACUCUCCGGUUGGGGUCGCGCAGCCAGUCCAAUCGAUCAAGCAGGAGUUCGACGAGGACACGAAGACGCCAAUGACGCCAAUGACGCCCUCGAUCACGGCAAAAAAGCGAGUUCUGAUGGACCAGACGCGGCACAAGACCAUGGCGCUCCAGCAGCAAAUGCAACAAUUCUCGCCAUCUCGGACACGGACGCGGGCCAAGAGAGGAAAAAAGUGCGGUACUGCGGCGGUGGGUGACGACAACUUCUCGAUGGGCGCUGUCGAGCCGGCCACCAAAUGCGAAUGCCCUGUUGAGGGGUGCGAUAAGCAGUAUCGGAGAUCUGAGCACAUGAAGCGGCACAUCCAGAGGAUGGACAACUUGACUACUCAUAUCAAGCUGCACUGGGCCCCGAGGGAACACCCGGGGUCUAAGCCGAGGGUGAAGUACUGCCCUGCUGCGAAGCUACAAUGGGAGAAGAUGGUGCAGAACCAACGAAGGGGGGGUGGAGGCGCGAGGCGCAAAGCGCGCGCCGGCUCGGCCAAGUGA